CAAUACAAAAUGUUCAAGCUGUGUGUUUUCGUUGCCCUCCUGAGCUUGGUGGCCGCCGCUCCAGCACCAGCGCCCGCACCUUCCGGCAUCCUGGCACCCGGUCUCGUCGCACCCGGUAUCUGGGGACCCACAGUUGUCGCAGGACCACAAGUCGUCAGCGUAGUGCCCCACGCCAUCUCGCAUGCUGCCAUUACACAAGUGCAUGGUUCACCACUGCUGGUGAAGGGUAUUGCUCCUUUGGGCCAUGUUGUGGUUGGUUAAGCAAACGACCAAUUUCUAGUGACUGCCGCAUACGCACACAACAGCUCCUGCUUACAAAUACUGCUAUCAUCGAACUGUGAAAAUUCCAAGUACCCUGUCAUUAAUGAAUACACAAACAAAAAAUCACAAAAAAAAAAUCAAGACACCCAUUUCGAUGCAACAAAUUAAAUGUUAUAGCGAGCGAAAA
Messenger RNA from Scaptodrosophila lebanonensis, 448 nucleotides. RefSeq names its product neuropeptide-like 3 (gene Nplp3). The record is from RefSeq and is a predicted model, not a curated record. The transcript has 2 exons. Bases 10 to 261 code for a protein of 83 amino acids. NCBI's taxonomy places the organism in Eukaryota, Metazoa, Arthropoda, Insecta, Diptera, Drosophilidae.